AGUGAACCGCCAAAACUUGAGCAGAAUUUAGUGCGGUUCUAUAAGUCCUAACUUCUAAACGAACUUUGUUUUGCACUACUUCGAGUUUAGUUUACUUUCCAAAAUGGCUGCAACAGCAACAUCACCUCGCACUCCGGCGUCUUCAGGAAGGCUCGAGGCUGCCUCCCCGACGAAGAUGACCCGACUUCAAGAGAAAGAAGAACUUCAACACUUGAACGAUCGCCUCGCCGUUUACAUAGACAGAGUCAAAUUCUUGGAGGAGACGAACAGCAAGUUGACAGCAGAAAUUUCUAUGAUGACGAGCACUAAACAGUCUGAGGUUGACAGCGUGAGGAACUCACUAGAAGCAGAGCUGAGAGAUGUGAGGAGGCUAUUGGACGAGAUCGCAAAGGACAAGGCACGCGAGCAGAUCGAGAACAAGAAGAACGCUGCACUGGCAGAUGAAUUCAAGAAGAAGUUUGAGAAAGAAGCUGCAGCUCACAACAAGAGUGAAGAUGCCUUAAAAGCAGCUCAGAGAAAGUUGUCUGACCGAGAAGCACAACUAGAAACAGUAAAUCAAGAGGCCAAGAAUUUGGAAGGGGUUAUUCUGGAGCUAAGGAAAGAGUUCCAAGAACUAAAGGAUGCUUUGGAAUCGGCUAAAUAUGCUCUUGAGCAGGAGACUUUGUCAAGAGUAGACCUUGAGAACAAACUCCAGUCUAAGGAAGAAGAACUUAAUUUCAAGAAAGAGAUGUACAAUAAGGAAAUAAUUGAGAUCCGUUCUCAGUUACAAAGUGUGGAGUCGCAGCACAUCAAAAUAGAAGCUGAAGCAAAGAACAGAUAUGAAGGAAUCUUGUCUGAAAAGCUUCAUGAACUGAGGGAAAUGUUCGAUAGUGAGGCCAGGCAAUAUAGAGAUGAAACUGAUGGUCUUUAUGGUGCUAAGUAUGAUGAACUCCAGAGGAUGAAUGCUAAGGAAGUGGAAGAGUUGACACUGAUCAGAGAAGAAAAAAGAAAUUUGUCAAUCACUAUUGAAAAUAUCAAGUCAGAAUUAAACCAGUUGCAGUCCAAGAAUUCAAGCUUGUUACAAAGAAUCGAAGACCUAGAAAGUUUGCGCGCUAGUGACCAAAAGAUAGCUGAUGAGGCAAUAGCAAACAGAGAUGCACAACUCAAAGAACUUCGCAAGAGAAUCGAUACUCAACUCAGAGAAUAUGAGGAUCUUAUGGGAGUGAAGACUGCUCUUGACCUGGAGAUUUUAACUUACAGAAAGAUGUUAGAAGGAGAGGAGUCAAGGUUGAAUAUAACUCCUCCUGCUUCCCCAGUCUUUGGAGCUUCUGCUAAAACUGGCAGACGUGCUGCAAAACGAAUCCGUACAGAGGAAGAGACCAUAGGAACUAGGUAUUCAAACCAAGGCUAUAUUCAGAUAAAAGAGGCAAGUGCAGAUGGUACCUUUGUCAAGCUGUUCAACAGUGGAGCCAAUGAUAUGCCCCUUGGUGGCUGGAGUGUGGAAAGAUCAGUUGAUGGGGAACCACCUGUAAUUUACAAGUUCACACCAAAAUAUGUCUUGAAAAGUGGAUCUUAUGUUACAAUUUGGGCAUCGCAAGGUGGUGGCCAGCAUAAACCACCUUCAGAACUGCUAUUUAGACAGAAAGCCAGCUGGGGUGUUGGUAAAGAAACAAAAACAGUGUUGAAAGAUGCAGACAGCCAGGAAGCAGCUUCGGCAAUAAGUGAAGAAGUCAGCAUCAUCAGGACUGAUGAAAUUGAUAGUCGGCAACCACCCAUGGUGUCAGGACGACGUGAGGGUGAAACUAGCAAAGGCUGUGUUAUUCAGUAAUAGUCUGUUUUUUCAGUCCUAACAACUGAUUUUGAGCUUUUUAGUCAGUCCUUCAGUUAGAAUAAACAUAAUAAAAAUUAGGUUUAUAUCUUUGCUGUGUAAAAAAACAACUGGCAGAAGUACUUUUUUAUUUGUAAAACCCAAACUGUAAAUCAAUUUAUUUGUACUCCAAAUUUUUUACCCAAAUUUUGAAUACUCCAAUUUAAUGUUUACAUUCUUUUGUCACUCUAUAUAAGGUCAAUUAAGUUUCUGUUAUAUUUAUUUUGGAAGAAAUCUUCAGCAUACAAGGGCUUCUAAACCUUGCAUCAUAGCAGCAGCCUAAUAAUUUUGUUCAUUCAACUUAAUUUUUAGAACAAUGAUGUUUGAUUUUGAGUGGGGGUUAAUAAGAGUGUGGUUUUGAUGGAUUCCAGUGAUUCAUUGUAUGGGCAUAUUUCUCAAAAAAAAAAAAGGCUGAAACGAUCUGCUCAGAGUUAUAUCUUAUAAGACAAGGUUAACAGGUUAAGUACUGGAAGACAAUGUGUGCAUGGAAUUGUCUCAAAGUUACUAAAAGCAAAACUGGAAAAUAAUUUUCCCCCACAUUUUCAGUGGUCUUCUCUUCCAAAAUGUAAUGUAAGUUUUGUACUUAUCUGGAUUGCUAGUAAAACUUAAGAGUUGUUUUUUUUUAAGAUGUAUUCUGUGAGGUUACAUUUUGUAUGCAGUAGGUCAACCAUGCAGAUUUGUCUGCACCAUGAAUAAAGUGACAACCUGUCAUA
Molecule: messenger RNA, 2559 nt
Organism: Stylophora pistillata
Lineage: Eukaryota; Metazoa; Cnidaria; Anthozoa; Scleractinia; Pocilloporidae
Product: lamin-B1
Biological process (GO): heterochromatin formation; nuclear envelope organization; protein localization to nuclear envelope
Cellular component (GO): nuclear lamina; nuclear envelope
Molecular function (GO): structural constituent of cytoskeleton
Source: RefSeq, a predicted model, not a curated record